CGGAGUAAAUUUCAUCCUGUCAUCAGGUCGCGGAGGAGGGGUUUGCUAAUACACAGUUUGCUCAGAGGAUCGAUGCUUCCUGGCAUCGCCUCGUCCUGCCUGUGUGUGUGUGUGCGUGUGUAUUUGUGUGUAUAUUUGUGAGUGUGUAUGUGAGUGAGUAUGUGGAUGUGGGUUAGGGUGCGUGCGUGUGUGGACGCGUGAGUGUGUGAACACCAGAUUUCCUUCUACCCCCAAGCCUUCCUCCGUCCUCUUCCACAUCACUCACAACCUGGCAUCUGGCGGCUACGAACCUGCAGUUUUCUCGGCGGAUAGUCGCCCAGCCGCCAUCGAGAGCUACCGCGAAGGAGGCGGAGAGGAGAAUGGGGGGGGGAAAGGCCAGGAAAUAGCAACCCCUCCUCCCCUUCGUCAGCCGGGCAAACAGAACUAUUCACAUAUCCCUAUUUUGUUAUUUAUUGAUCCACUUUAAAAAAAAAAAAGCAUUGCCCCGGCGCACAGCGAGGGUCCCUCCUUUUGCCUUGGAUGUGCCUGGAUGUCUGCAUCAAAGGAAGUCUCGCAACAGUUCAAACAAAACAAGAGGGACAAAAAAGGCGGGCCCCCCUCAGCUCCCCCAGCGCCGUUCUGGUUGUAAGAAAGAGAGAGAGAGAGAGAGAGAGAGAGAGAGAAAGAGAGAGAGCAAAGAGCCCAAACAAAGCUGCCACCCUCCGCAUCCCGAAAGACUCCGAACAGGUUGAUCGCGCCCGAGGAGACGCGAGGGCGCUCGGCGGUCUGGUCGCCGCUAAGUCGUUGAGCGGCCGAGAAGGAGGGAAAGGGAGGAAAACACACACACGCGCGCACACACACAAGCGCGCACGCCGAGAGAGAGGGAGAAAGAGAGAGAGGGGGGGGAAAACAAACCCCGCCAGCCUCGGAGCGGCUUCGGAUCUGGGAAGAGAAGUGAGGUUGCAGAAAGUACAGCGAUGCCAAGGCGGAAACAGCAGGCACCCAAAAGGGCGGCAGGUUACGUCCAAGAAGAUGAUCUGAAAGAUGAGGAAGACAUAAAAGAAGAGGAAGAGGAUGAUGAUGAGAGCAAUUCAACGGCUCAUCUUCAGGGUAGCAACGACCCUGGAACAGAUGAAGAACAUGAGGUGGGCCCUGAUCCAAAAGGAAGCUUCAGCUACCAGAAUUCCCCAGGGAGUCAUGUCUCCAAUCAGGAUGCAGAAAACGAAUCCUUGCUCAGUGAUGCUAGCGACCAGGUGGCAGACAUUAAAAGCCUCUGCUCCAAGGAGACAUCAGACUCCAAAGGCAAUAUCCAUCCCAAACAUCCAACAGAAGCACAUAGCUGCAUGGAUAAAAUGACAGCUGUCUAUGCUAAUAUUCUUUCAGAUUCUUACUGGACAGGCUUGGGACUGGGGCUCAAGUUGUCCAGUUCUGAUAAGAGGGGAUGUGAUAAUAGAAAUGGAGCAAGCAAAAGUGACUUUGAUUGGCAUCAGGAUGCCUUGACCAAAAGCUUGCAGCAGAGUUUACCAGUCCGGCCACUCUCCAAGCCGAACCUUUUCAGCUCAGUCCAGCUGUACAGGCAAAGCAGCAAAAUGUGUGGAACUGUAUUCACAGGUGCUAGCAGGUUUCGGUGUAGGCAGUGCAGUGCUGCCUAUGAUACCUUAGUGGAGCUUACUGUCCAUAUGAACGAAAGUGGCCAUUACCAAGAUGACAACCAUAAAAAAGACAAGCACAGAUCUACCAGCUAUUCCAAGCCCCGGAAAAGGGCCUUUCAGGACAUGGAUAAAGAAGAUGCUCAGAAAGUUCUGAAAUGUAUGUUCUGUGGUGACUCUUUUGACUCUCUUCAAGACCUAAGUGUUCAUAUGAUCAAAACAAAACAUUACCAAAAAGUGCCUUUGAAGGAGCCGGUACCUACCAUAUCUUCCAAGAUGGUAACUCCAAAUAAGAAACGUGUGUUCGACAUUAAUAGGCCUUGCUCUCCAGAUUCGACCACUGGAUCGUUUGCCGACACAUUUUCUUCUCAUAAGAAUGCCAAUCUUCAGCUAUCAUCUAACAAUCGUUAUGGCUACCAGAAUGGUGCCAGCUAUACGUGGCAGUUUGAAGCUUGCAAAUCACAGAUUCUCAAGUGCAUGGAAUGCGGGAGCUCCCACGAUACUUUGCAGCAACUCACAACCCACAUGAUGGUCACAGGUCACUUCUUGAAAGUCACGAGCUCAGCUUCCAAGAAAGGGAAACAACUUGUUUUGGAUCCCUUGGCUGUGGAAAAAAUGCAGUCGCUUUCUGAUGCGUCAGCCACUGACAGCCAGCAUUCGAAACCCUCCAGUAAUUCAUCAACUGAUUCUACAGCUCCGGCUUCAGAGCUAAAAAAGGAAAGUAAGCAAAAUAAAUCUGAGGAAGCAAACAAAGAUGAAAAAGUGAUAAAAAAUGAAGACUAUGAAGAUGUUCUUCAAAAACCACUGGACCCAACAAUGAAAUAUCAGUAUCUCCGGGAGGAAGAUUUAGAAGAUGCUUCAAAAGGUGGUGGAGACAUUUUGAAGUCUUUGGAAAACACUGUCACCACAGCCAUCAAUAAAGCUCAGAAUGGAGCACCCAGCUGGAGUGCGUAUCCCAGCAUCCAUGCAGCAUACCAGCUCUCUGAGGGAACAAAGCCUUCCUUACCGGUGGGAUCCCAAGUUUUGCAAGUUCGACCAACAGUUAGUAAUAAACUGAGGCCUAUUGCUCCAAAAUGGAAAGUGAUGCCUAUAGUACCCAUGACAGCUAAUCUAGUCCAGUGCAGCCAGUUGAAAAAAGAAGGAGACCCCAAGAAGGAAGCUCAUAAGGACUACAUUAAAGAUGGCAACAAGACAGACAUGAUUCCUCCAUAUCAGAAUGAAGGAGACUCUCCUCCUCAGGCUGAGAUGUGUGUAGAGUCAAAAAAGUCAGAGCUAAGUCCUUUGAAGGAGGAAUACAAGACAAAAGAAGAGGAGGAAAAAAUAAAAACAAAGGAUUCUGUGUCAUCAUCUCUCAGCAAUGGAUGCCCUACUGGGAACCACACUUCAGAGCUGCCUGGUUUAAAUCCACUCAGUGCCCUGCAGUCUGUGCUGAACAACCAUUUGGGCAAAGCAAAUGAGCCUUUGCGACCUCAGUCAAACUCCAGCCCCAAUUCAAGUUCAACGUCUUUGUUCCACAAACCAAAUUUAAAUAUAAAAGAGAAGCCUGUUCUGUCUCCUGUGUCAACGCCAGCAAAACCUGCUAAAGUUACAUCGAGGCAUUAUGUGUUUGAGAGCAACGAUCAACCAAUUGACCUGACAAAAUCAAAGCAUAAGAAAGGGGAAUCUGUCCAGGCUCAGUCUUGUACUUCCCCACCUCAGAAGCAUGCUCUGUCUGACAUUGCAGACAUGGUCAAAGUCCUUCCCAAAGCAACAACUCCAAAACCUGCUGUAUCCUCCAGAAUCCCAUCAAUGAAACUGGAAAUGGAUGUUCGGCGUUUCGAAGAUGUCUCAACCGAAGUCUCCACUUUGCAUAAAAGAAAAGGAAGGCAGUCCAACUGGAAUCCUCAGCAUCUCCUGAUCCUGCAGGCCCAGUUUGCAUCCAGUCUCUUCCAAACGUCGGAGGGUAAAUAUUUAUUGUCAGAUCUGGGCCCUCAAGAACGUAUGCAGAUUUCCAAGUUUACUGGGUUGUCCAUGACUACCAUCAGCCAUUGGCUGGCGAAUGUCAAGUACCAGCUCAGAAAAACUGGGGGGACAAAGUUUUUGAAAAACAUGGAUAAGGGACACCCCAUCUUUUAUUGCAGUGACUGUGCAUCUCAGUUUAGAACCCCAUCAACAUACAUCGGCCAUUUAGAAUCCCAUCUAGGUUUCCAAAUGAAAGACAUGAACAAGCUGGCUGUGGAGCAGCAAACCAAGGUAGAGCAAGACAUUUCCAGAAUUUCAGUUCAAAGAUCUCCUGAAACAAUAGCUGGAGAAGAGGACACAGACUCUAAGUUCAAAUGUAAGUUGUGCUCUCGGACAUUUGUGAGCAAACAUGCUGUCAAACUUCAUCUAAGCAAAACACACAGCAAGUCACCAGAACAUCAUUCACAGUUUGUAGCAGAAGUGGAUGAAGAAUAACUCCUAAGGACAGAUGCCUUAAUUCCCAAGCCUGCUCUGAACUCACCUCUGCAUGAUGCACCACUUCUGACAUUGAACUUCCAACAACCUGGACAGAGAAGAUUGCCAAAAGAAUAAUAAUAAUAAUAAAAAUCUCCAGCUAUUCUUCUUCAUCCUCACUAACAAUUUGGUAAUGAAGUAUUGAUUUCCACUCCCCUGCUUAUGGACGAUAUUAGAUUUUCAUUGAUAAACUGCACCAAGGCUGUCUGAGCUCCACUUUCCCUUUUUGCUGUCAGUAAAACAAAGUACCGCUGAAGUAGGAUAAUGACUGAAAACAUUGAUGUACUUAUUUUGUCAAUUUGUAACACUCAACGAGAAAAAAAAGAAGUACAAUUCUUCAUAGUUUAAUAUCGAGGCAUGUUCCACAAGAUGCAGUCACACUAGAAGCUUUGCUUUUCAUGGUAAUGUCCAUUUCCUAUUUAUAACCCCUUUGGGAUAGUUUGUUUAAAGGAAAUGUUUCAACUCAGUGCAGCUAUUACCCACACCUGGGCUGCCCAAUCCAGUCAUUGCACCAGGGAUCAAUACAUCACCGUAAGUAGAAGAAUUAUUAAGUUAAAACAGAUUCUGAGCCAAAAAAAACUCGGAACAGCGUUAAUCUUCCCAGCAAGUUGUUCAGAUUAACCAUGUUGCUGCCAAAGAUUUGUUGAAAAUGGAUUUCUGGUGUGUUCCCCCCCCCUUUUUUUUUUUUUUUGCAUCUAUAAUUCAUGUUGUCUUCUCUCUCUUGUUAACCAUUAUUAUUUAAAAUCUCCACUGUUCUGUUUUUCAAGAUGUAUGCAAUGGAGUAGAUUUUUUUUAAACAAGCCAACAAAGAUUGUGUGUAUUAAGUGCUAAAACAGUGAACUAUGAUACAGUCAUCUCUUGCCUGUAUUAUUGAGAUUUUUCUUUGUAGACUAUCUUUUCUGGCCCGGUGGCUUUCAGUUGGGUUUGGAAUAGAAAUUCCAGAUACAAUAUAUCAAAAGAAGAGCCAAAUUGGAGAUUUUUUUUCCCCAGAUUUUCGGUAAUAUGGUAACAAUUCCCAUCAAAUACAUGGGUGUCCAUUUACCUGUGGGGGUGGGGGUGGAGAACAAUGUUGUGCACAUCCUGACAUCAUUGUGCCACUGACAUUAUAAUGUGCAUGGCAUUACUGUUGCUUCUUUGGAUACCUAUGAAAAGAAGCAUUGCAUUUUGGUAUCUUUUCCAAAAUCCUGCUUAAGUUCAAAAGACUGUUUAUUGCCUAGAAAAGGGGAGAGAUGUUUUAUUGUUAAAAUGGUCCCUCUCAACUUUUCUUAUCCAUUAAAACUUUGGAAGUCCUGAUUUUAAUUUGUGGAAUAUUCACGUUAAUAAUGAGAUCUAAUUAAGACAUCCAUUAAAAGCCCGUUAAAGUUAAUUUAACGUAAAAAAUCCAAUAGAACCAUAUUAGAUUUUCUCCAUUAAAUUAACGUUAUGGAUUUUUAACGGAUGUCUUAAUUAUGUGUUAUUAUUAACAGGAAUACUGUAUUACACAGAUUAAAAUCAGGUUCUAAGUCAACUCAGAAAGCCUUCUAAGACAUUUGCAUGGAGCAAAUUCUCCAGCACCAAUACAUUUUUGGAUAGGGGUUAAAUAGAGGCAUAGCCUUCUUUUUCUCGGAUCGUCAUUUCCUGUAAUAAUAAUGCCAGCCCCUAUGAGAAAACAUACUUCUGCAUAAGGACAAAGCAAAAAUAAGACCAAAUAAGGGCACUUUUUGCUUUUCAAAAGACCAGUGAAUUGUGUCCUAUAACUAAAGUCUACAACUGAGAAACUACAUGGGGGAAAGGCAGAAUCAUUAGAAAAAUAACUACUGUAAAAGACAACAUCUGAAAUAAAAGGUAAAGCUGGUCCCACGUAAACAAAAUAGGUCACACCACAUUUUGUGUCACCUUCCGUUCUCAAGAACAGGUUUUAAAAAACGCUUCUCCAUCAGAACUGAGAAAUUCUGACAAGAUCCCUAAAUUCAACAUUCUGGGGGAAGAGGGAUAGGAAAAUUCCCUCCUUAUUUACCUCCUAGGGAAAGAGCUGCCCUUAUGCUGCAUAUAAUAGCAAAUUGCUUUUUUUUUAUGGCAUACAUAACCGAGAUGGGGGGGGGGGAAAUAUGGCGCUUGAGGGAAGGAGGGAAAAAAGUAAAUGAAGUUCCAGGAAUGUCAUUCUGAAGUAAUGAGGCAUGGACAGAAAAUAUACCCCUCACAUCAUCGGAUUGAGAUGGCAGUCGAAAUAGCUUCAUUGAAGUGUCAGCACUCAUCCAUCAAUCAAUCAUCCACAAGGAAAAAUAGCGACAAUACAACCGAGUAGCUUUUAUGGGAUUUACUCAUGAGCAUAGGGAAUAGCAGCUCAAAUGUAAUCCUGACAUGAAAGCAAGGUGCUGAUAUUAUUUUUUUUAUGAUAGGAGGAUCAUAAAGUGAAUUGAGAACAGUAAGGUCUGUCUUUGCUUAACCUAUUCAACUGGAAACGAACAGAGCCUUCGGAUGGGUUAAGAUGGAAGCAAUGUACGUGCUGCGGCAGGCUACUGUCUGUGGAUGGCGAGAUGCUAUUACAGACAAAUUGAUGCAUUAGCGCGGAUUUCCUCUGAAGCUGUUCAAUUGCACCAGGCCAAGUUGGGGAUGAUUCAAUGAAGUUCUGCAGAAACAUGCUUUGUUGUGUGUAAAUUAGGAUGAGGUGGGAAGCAGGUGGGGUAGAUAAAAUGGUCCAUUCCCCCAAAAGAUCUCCAACCAUAGCUCGACGCAAUGCAGAAUGAAGGUUCUGUUUAAUGGGAAGUACUUAUAUGCAGAUGGACAUUGACACAGAGCUAUAAGGGGAGGAUCUUCUGAGUAAAAUAUUGCCUCUGCCUUAAAAUCACAAGGUGAUCCCAGGUAAAUCUGCUUUUUUUUGAGGGGGGGCUCAGUCUCCACAAGUAAAAAAUGGGAGGAAUAAUAGCAAUCAUUAUCAUUCACCUUGCAGUUUGGUUUUCAAGUUACAGCCAAAUAAUGAGCAUUAAGACUUUCAAAACCUUGAAAUACAGGUAAUCCUCGACUUACAGCCCAAAAUUUAUGUUGCUAAGUGAGACCGUUGUUAAGUGAAUUUUGACCCAUUUUACAUCUUUUCUUGCCACAGUUGUUAAGUGAA
Messenger RNA from Crotalus tigris (Tiger rattlesnake), 7197 nucleotides. It is a transcript of the gene TSHZ2, whose product is annotated as teashirt zinc finger homeobox 2. The record is from RefSeq and is a predicted model, not a curated record. The transcript has 3 exons. Bases 957 to 4064 code for a protein of 1035 amino acids. Gene Ontology annotation, molecular function: DNA-binding transcription factor activity, RNA polymerase II-specific; DNA binding. Gene Ontology annotation, biological process: regulation of transcription by RNA polymerase II. NCBI's taxonomy places the organism in Eukaryota, Metazoa, Chordata, Lepidosauria, Squamata, Viperidae. Gene Ontology annotation, cellular component: nucleus.